Molecule: messenger RNA, 532 nt
Organism: Spirodela intermedia
Lineage: Eukaryota; Viridiplantae; Streptophyta; Magnoliopsida; Alismatales; Araceae
Source: the annotation of a GenBank genome assembly
AUGGCCACUACUUAUGAAUCCCAAAAGGAAGAUAUAUCAGCAUUAUGGGAGGAAUUUUCCAAAAGGAUAGAGAAAUUGACAAGUAAGUUCUAGAGGUCCUUUAACUUAGAAGCAAAGCCUAGCUCAACUCGAGUCAAGGCCCCAGAGCCAAAGACCUACUCAGGAGAAUGGGAUACCUUGUUAAUCGAGAACUUCAUUUGAGAUCUCCAAAGGUACGUCAACUCCAACACUACCUUCGAAGAAGAGAGUAUUUGUGGGAAGCCUAUUCUUUGCCAAGUACGCAAAGACUUAGUGGAGACUUUGAAUAGAAGACUUCUCAAGGCCACUAGUCAUUGACUGGGAGGGAUUCACACAAGAAAUUCAAGAUCAGUUUUGCCUGACAAACUCAGGCCAAGCUACUCAGACCGCGAUGAGGCAACUUAAACACAUCGAGUCUAUCUGAGGAUAUGUGAAGAAAUUCUCCAUGUUGGUAUUGGAAGUACCUCGGAUGGAUGAGGAAGACAAGCUUCACUAUUUUAUGGAAGUACUCUAA